Messenger RNA from Balaenoptera ricei (Rice's whale), 369 nucleotides. It is a transcript of the gene C6H9orf153, whose product is annotated as chromosome 6 C9orf153 homolog. The record is from RefSeq and is a predicted model, not a curated record. The transcript has 4 exons. Bases 1 to 369 code for a protein of 122 amino acids. Lineage: Eukaryota; Metazoa; Chordata; Mammalia; Artiodactyla; Balaenopteridae.
AUGUUCGCAAAAUGCAGCACUUCCCGGCAGCUGCCAGAAUUAUUUGCAUUUGUUGAGCAUUUUAAUAAGGAGAACAAGAAAUCGAAUCUCCUAAAAACCCACUGUAUUUCACCUAGUGAAGCACAGAAAAUCCUCAGCCAAAACCUGAAUGGAACCAGCAGAACUGAUGGGAGAGGAGAGGAUUCCCAACCUGUUUUCACAAAAACAAUUCAUGGAUCUAAGGGAUCUGGAAUGGAGAUUUUACAAGGGGAUUGUGAAGUGGAAGCGCCACACUUCAGGUGCAUUUAUAAACAUAAAGUACAACAGCGAGAAGAGAUUUGUAGGGAGCCAGCAGACGCCUCAUCCUAUUUCCCCACCUCUAGUUCAUAA